Messenger RNA from Penicillium daleae, 726 nucleotides. RefSeq lists its product as uncharacterized. The record is from RefSeq and is a predicted model, not a curated record. Lineage: Eukaryota; Fungi; Ascomycota; Eurotiomycetes; Eurotiales; Aspergillaceae. The transcript is spliced from 2 exons. Bases 1 to 726 code for a protein of 241 amino acids.
AUGGCCUCUCGUGAUUACUACGAUAACAACGACCGCGGAAACGGAAACUCGUAUAACGAGGAUUCCUACGGCCGCCGCGACGAAGGUCGGAACCAGGGCGGUUCCGGGGGCGACUCCUACGGCCGCGACGAGCGCCGCAACGACUCCUACGGCCGUGACGACCGGCGCCACGGCGACAUGAACGACACCCGCUACGAAGGCUCGCAGCAAUACUCCGGCGGCGACGACUUCAGCAGCGCGGCGAACCACGCGCAAGCACACCACGACAGCCCAGACAGCAGCUCGCUGUUCAACUCGGCGCUGUCGUUCCUGAACGAGCGCAAGGGCCAGUUCCAGGAUCCGGCGCGGAUCGAGGUCGACGAGCAGCAUGCGGUGCAGGCGCAUAAUGCGAUGUACAACUCGGGCGGUAGCGAGGCGGGGCGCAGCCAUGAUUCGUCGACUGUUGGUGCGGGGGCGGCGAUGCAGGCGUUGAAGAUGUUUACGUCUGGGGGUGCUUCGGAUGGAGGUAUGGAUAAGAAUAAGUUGAUUGGGAUGGCGAUGGCGCAGGCGGGGAAGUUGUGGGAUCAGAAGCAGGGGGCUGGGGCGAGUAUGUCUGGUGAUAAGCAGUCUGCUGUUAACAGUGCUGCGGAGAUGGCUUUGAAGAUGUACAUGAAGGGCCAGGGUGGUGGUAUUGGUGGCACUGGUGGUCCUGGUGGACUGAUGAGCCUCGCCAGCAAGUUCCUGUAG